Messenger RNA from Cimex lectularius (bed bug), 1036 nucleotides. RefSeq lists its product as uncharacterized. The transcript is spliced from 3 exons. The record is from RefSeq and is a predicted model, not a curated record. Bases 139 to 969 code for a protein of 276 amino acids. Lineage: Eukaryota; Metazoa; Arthropoda; Insecta; Hemiptera; Cimicidae.
GCCUUGGGCCAGCUGUGAUGAAAACCCAGAAUGAGGUUCUACCCAAACUCACGUUCUUUUUGUAAUAAAUUGGGUAGCAAGUUUUUAUCGUUUGGUUUAAAUUGAAAUUUUAACUGAUUCGAUGCAAAGCAAUCCGGCAUGCUAUCCGAACAGGACAAAGCCAAUUUGAGGGACCUGCUGGUCCGUCUGCCCUUGUCCGAUCUCCUAGACUUGGCAAAGACGUCUUCAAAUGGAUUGCUUAACGUGGAAACAAAAACCGAAGCACUUGAAAUCAUUCUUCAGCAUCAAGAAUCAUUGUGGCAUUUUCUUACAAAGAAGCGAAUAACCAAAGGCAUUCUUUUCCAAUAUCUUAGUGACAAGGGUGUAAGAUUACCUACAGGCAUUGACAAGUCAUCAAUAAUGCAAAGGAUUAUUGAUUUCUGGGCAGUUACUCCACAAUCUUUGGAACCUGAAAAGAAAAUGACUGUAACCAAUACUGUGGAAAUCAGGACCUCUCUUGAUGACCCAGCUAUGCUUAACACUUUUUCAUUAGAGUUUGCAAAAUGGUUUUACAGUAAAAUAAAUGAACUAGUCAUUAAAAAAGGAGGGGAAACCUUGGAUAAAACUGAUUUCUGGAAAGAAUCGACAGCCUCAGUAAAAAUUAUAGCAUCUGAAAUUACGACAGAUGAAGCCCAAGGUACCGAAGGGAUAAUAAACAUGAUAUGGGAACUCCAAAACAGCCAUAAGCUGCUCUUUUUACCCAAUUUAGACCAGUCCGGCAUAAAGGCCAAAAUAGAUCCACAUGGACUUCUUGCCAUAUUAACAUGUGGCACUCUACACAAAGAAUCAGGGGAAGUUGUGGGUGUUUUUGAACAGAUGUUUCUUUUGGCCAGAGAUCCCAACAGAUCUGACACCUGGAAGAUAAAAAAGACUGAAAUGACAUUGAGAAGUGGGUCUCAAAUCAAUACCCAAGAAGAAUUGCCUAUCUAGUCGUUCCUUAAAGCCAAUGUGAUAACAUUAUACAAAAAAGAAAAUAUACAUUUUCUCUUUUAACAUA